Molecule: messenger RNA, 6791 nt
Organism: Onychostoma macrolepis
Lineage: Eukaryota; Metazoa; Chordata; Actinopteri; Cypriniformes; Cyprinidae
Gene: gramd1ba
Product: GRAM domain containing 1Ba
Exons: 22
Coding region: 742-3399 (885 amino acids)
Biological process (GO): intracellular sterol transport
Cellular component (GO): endoplasmic reticulum membrane; endoplasmic reticulum-plasma membrane contact site; plasma membrane
Molecular function (GO): sterol transfer activity; sterol binding
Source: RefSeq, a predicted model, not a curated record
GUACAUUUCUCAGACGUAUUUACUGCUGUCAAGUUGAACUAGAUUUUACCUCAGUAAGUUGAACAGUUUUUUUUUUCUUCACAAACACGACAGUUUAAAUUGUCGCAUAUUCUGCGUUAAUAUGUUUCACUUGGCUGCUGCGGCAACCUCUUUUAAACGACGAGCUUGUACCGGCUGUUUUUAUGCUGAGAGAUCCGGGGCUCCUAAAUUUCAGAAGGAGGGGUGAUGGGCAGAGCUCAUUCUGCGUAUAUGACACAUUCGAUCGUUUUCUUUUUCCACACAAAUAUUUUAAUCACAAGUCUUUUCUGUGUAUUUUGCUUAUAACAAACCCAGUUCACGUUGUUCUGUAAAACAACUUUUAAUUUGUUUCUGCGCGACAACUCUCCCCUUCAAUCGGAGUGGAUUCCUCCGGGGAAAAGGAAACGUGAAGAUCAUAACGGAACAGUGUGGGAAUAAACGCCGUAGCAGUUCCUCAUUCAUUCCGGCUAUUUAAAACUUAAAGACAACGACUGCAUAUUAAAAACGAAGGUUUUGGUUAUUUGAAAUGUAAAAGGGAGCUAUGUUGGUUUUCUGGACAGAAGGUUUUUAAAGGAAAUCUUCUAUAAGUCCCAACAUGUCAGCACUGAGCCAUUUCACAGGAAGUGCUGAACUUAGCUCAGCCCAGGUGUGGACUUGCUGAGCUCUUUGAUCUGCAUCUGUACUUGGUUCUGGACUCAUGUAAGACUGAGCAGAAGCAGAACCAUGUCAGAAACCCUCCAGCUGCCCGUGCUGCAGAUCCAGGGCCCAGUAGACGGGGAGUGCAAUGGAUGCGAGGUGGAUCCGGCCCUGUCCAGCUCGUCUAGCCCCUCUCUGCGGCGCAAGCGCUUUAAAAUGCGCCGGAUGAAGAACGUCAUGAGCGAGAAGGAGCAACUGGAGAAGGAACAACUUCAGCGUUCCGGGAGUAAGGAGUACCUGCAGCUUCCGUCCAUUGAGAUCACGCCAUCCAGCGACGAGGACGCAGCGUGGUCGAGUUGUUCCACCCCCAGCGCCUCGCCCCAACGCAGACGCUUCCUCCUGCGCAAGUGGCUGAGAGGAGGCGAGAAAAAAGAGCACGGCAGUGAGAGCAGCAGUCAGCAGAGCAGCCUGCAGAGCAGCCAUGAGGAAGAGUCCACGCGCUACCUGAGCCCCAACCCCCGCGACGACAGCACUGCCAGUAACUCGAACCGCAGCUCGCCGGCCUGCUCACCUGUCCUGCGUAAACGCUCGCGCUCCCCAACGCCCCAGAGUCCAGAGGGAGAGAACAUGGUGGAAAAGAGCUCUGAUCAUUCCUCUGAUAAAUCCCCCUCCACCCCGGAACAAGCCGUCCAGCGCACCUACAGCCAGUCGCUUCACACCACCCGCCCCGGAGGGAAAAACUCCAAGUCACACAAGAGACUGUCUAAAAAGAGUCAAAGCUGGUAUAACGUUUUGAGCCCCACAUACAAACAGCGAAAUGAAGACUUCAGGAAGCUCUUUAAGCAGCUGCCCGACACAGAGCGCCUCAUUGUGGACUACUCCUGUGCCCUGCAGAGAGAUAUCCUCCUGCAAGGUCGCCUCUACCUCUCCGAAAACUGGAUCUGUUUCUAUAGCAACAUAUUCCGCUGGGAAACGCUGCUGACUGUGAAGUUGAAAGAUGUUUGCUCCAUGACGAAAGAGAAGACGGCUAGACUCAUCCCCAAUGCCAUCCAGCUGUGCACAGACAGUGAAAAGCACUUUUUUACCUCAUUCGGGGCAAGAGAUCGGACAUACAUGAUGAUGUUCAGACUCUGGCAAAAUGCUCUACUGGAGAAGCCAUUGUGUCCCAAGGAGCUGUGGCACUUUGUCCAUCAGUGUUAUGGGAACGAACUGGGUCUAACCAGUGAUGAUGAGGAUUACGUACCUCCUGAUGAUGACUUCAACACCAUGGGGUACUGUGAGGAGAUUCCUGCUGAAGAAAACGAGGCCAAUGACAACUGCCCUAAAACCCCAGACGCCAAAAUGGACAUCAGCCCCCAGCUCCACAGGAAGGUUUUCCCCAACAGCAGUCUGAAUUCCACAGACAGCACAGACGCUCCGGUCAACUUUGACGUGCCCCCAGUGGAGGACUUCAGUGGCUGCGUCCCAGAAGAACUCCUACCCCUGUCGUUACCAGACAACAAGCUGUCAGAGACCAGUGGCUCCGCCCAUGUCCCCGUCCCCUCACCUUCCCUUGACUUCAACGACAAUGAGGACCUCCCCACAGAACUCAGCGACUCCUCAGAAACACACGAUGAGGCAGGGGAAGUGCAGGCUUUCCAGGAAGAUCUGAAUGGGAAACUGUACAUUAAUGAAGUGUAUAAGUUCAGUGUGGAUAAAAUGCAUGACAUCCUCUUCACUGAAUCCCAGUUCAUGAGAGAGUUUCUGGAGCAGAGACGCUUCUCAGAUGUGGUCUAUCACCCGUGGAGGAAAGAAGACACUGGUAAUCAAACCAGAGAGAUCAUGUACACCAUCUCCCUCUCCAACCCACUGGCCCCAAAGACAGCCACAGUCACAGAGACGCAGACUUUGCACAAGGCCAGUCAAGUGAGCGAGUGCUACAUUAUCGACGCUGAGGUGAUUGCUCACGAUGUCCCGUAUCACGAUUACUUUUACACGCUCAACCGCUACAUGCUCACUAGAGUCGCCAAGAACAAGUGCCGCCUGAGGGUGUCAGCUGAACUACGCUACAGGAAGCAGCCAUGGGGAUUGGUCAAGGGCUUCAUUGAGCGAAACUUCUGGAGCGGCCUGGAUGAAUAUUUUAGAUAUUUAGAGCUGGAGUUGAGUAAGGUACAGCUGGUGCUAUCUGAACCUCACAAACAGUCUCCCAAAUCCAAAGCGCUACGCACAGCUACAGUGAGGCGGAGGAAACGGCCGCUGACGCACAUGAGGCAGCAGAACCUGGACGAGGCCCUCAGCCCUGUCACCACACCUGAGGAUGAGAAGAGUGUCAUCCAUCGCAUCAAACACGUGGCAGGAUCCACACAGACCAGACACAUCCCGGACCACAGAUCUGAAGGCCUGGCUCUCUACAGCGUUUCCAAACUUCUGCUUAUAAUCAGCUCUGUUCUGGUGCUACUGGUCUUUUUGAACAUGAUGCUGUUUUAUAAGCUAUGGAUGCUGGAAUACACGGCUCAGAGUUUGACCGCCUGGCAGGGUCUCAGGUCUCAUGACAGUAAACUUCCACAGACACAGAUUGAAUGGGCUCAACUUUUGGAAUCUCAGCAGCGUUACCAUGAAAACGAGCUGGAAAAAUGGAGGGAAAUAAUAAAGUCAUCUGUGCUGUUAUUAGAUGAGAUGAGAGAGUCUCUAAUGAAGCUACAGAAAGGUAUCAGGUUGAGAGACUACGAUUCAGACAGUGAAGAAAGAAGAAGUCACUAUCACUGACGAACAGAGUCCUGGCUCAGCCAAUGUAAUGAACAUCUCCACAUGCAAGAGACCAGAUGAGCUGGGCCGGGGCAUGGUAAGUGCACGGCACUGACUGAACUGCUCUCACGGUCCGGCUGCAGCGCUGUGAGGCAUUUCUGACAACAGACGCUGAAGGAAAUCCAAUACUGUAAUUUCUCUAUCUUCUCUGUGAUGAAAGAGCUGAAAAAAUGAAGGAAUGCAGUCCUGUGAUGGUGGAAUCGGUCGUCUGUUCACCCAGGGCUUAAACAAACGCACCAAAACAAUUCAACUGUCACUUCAGAACAGACACAGACUCUCUGGUUUAAACACUCGGAAAACUUGAGCGGAUGUUGGAAAUCGGCAGCAUCCCUUUUUUAAACCUUUUGGAGUCUGGGACCAGAUAAAGAAAAUACGGAGUUACUAUCCGAAAGUGUUACGUGGACAUGUACACAUUUAUUUAUAAAAACAAAAUAUGGAAUUGAAUGAUAUUAUGAUACACAUGAAAAUAUAUAAUUUCUAUGUAGAGCUAUAUUUGUUGCCAGAGUUCAUUUGUAACAGGCUUCCAUGGAGAAUCAAGGCUGGUCCCUUGAUAGCUUGCGCCAUGGUGCAUCGACUAUAUGCAACUGGUAUAUCCUCCCCUGUUUGGAGGAAUGACUUCCUCCGAUUGGUUGAUUUGCAAUGGCAAAAGAGCCACAGUCUCUAAGGUUCCAUCUACGAAGCGUCAUCGGCUGCAUUCCAGUAUCCAUACUACUGCACAAUAAAAGUACAUACUUGGAAAAGGUACAUGUGUUUAGGCAUAUAGGACACGGUUAAGCCACAAGUAUGCUUUUUCCAUGUCCCGAUCCAUCUUGCGCACAGCUGAGCUUGCAAACCUUUCAUUCGCUGAUUGACAGAUGAUUUUUCAGUCUUCGCCAGUUUAAUGUGCAGAGUAAACUAUAGGAAAAUACUGUCAAAAUAUUGUCAAAAAAGCUUGUUGAAGGAACAUCGGCUCAACCAAUGGCCUGAGUUUGAGAGCGGGAGUAGCUGAAUGGUACUACGGAGGUUGUUUGGCACAUUUAAUAUCAAACUGAACAGGAAAACUCGAUUUUUAAAAAAGAAAGUAGUCUGUUUCUACAGUAGCUCACAUUUAGAUUUUUACUUGGGCAAUUAGGAUUCAAAAGUCAUAAAAGUUUUGUUCAUGGGUGAAGAUAUCAUGAUGAACAAAACGUGCAAGAAUCAUAAACCGUUGUUGGACACAGAGCUUACUUUCUGCAAUAAACAAAAAGCCAAUGGAAGAAUCCUUUUGGGUUUUUGUCGAGGGAACCAGGGUGAUGGAAACUUCUGGCCUGCAAAAAUAUGCCAUCACUUCAGCACUCUAUUAUGAGGAAAAGUAUGGGAAUUGGGAUGCAGCCAUCAAGUCAACCAAACCUCUCAUGCAGUGGUUAACUACAGCAGGUCCACCCCAGCCAAUAGCAUCCAUUCAUUUGUGAAUGAGUUAUUGUUACAUGAAUGUGUUUCUGUUCUCCCUCAGGGUUCAUUUAUGUCCUGUGGGCAGCUGUAAACAACUUCAUAUUGCCAAGCUUUGAUUUUAAAGCCAUUCCAUGUUUUCUUUUUCAAUGUUGUAUGUUGUUUUUGUGUUUUGAUGCUGAACCAGCUGCUGGAUGGGUGAGAGAUGCACAUUGGUCAUGUGAUGUCAGAAAGUAUUUAACAUUGUUUUUUAUUAGCGUUGUGGAGCUGGACAGACAUUUAUCUUGAUGUGUUCUUACAGAGAGACCAGCAGUGGGUGUGUUAAGACUGAACUGUGAAAAACCCAGGUUAUGCUUGAAUUUACAAAGAGAAACUGUCUAGAAACUUUGGCAAUAUAAUAAAAAAUCAACCUCAUGAUAAUGGUCAAAUUGACUAAAACCUUGAGGUGUCAUACGCAAAAACUUGUGUUUUCUCAUACCAAAUUCCAACACACAAGUAGAUGAUGUAUUUAUAGUAGGAGCUGUGAUCCUAGAGUGGCCUGUAUUGAUAUUGAGCCAUGGUGCUUGUGUUGGCAACAUGGGUUUGAGUCUAGCUAAUUUCCCGAUCCUUUCCUCCUCAUCAGGAAUAAUUUUAAUCCUUAAUCCUAAAAGGCCAAAAAUAAAACUAGAAAUGUGUUUACUGGAGUUGAUCUAUUUCUAAGGAGCAAUUUCACAAUCUAAAGUUCUAGUUUGAUUAUUUAAAUAUCAAGUGGUUUUGUGGAGUCUUUCACAGAAUAUACAACAUUAAUAAAGUUCAUUAAUAAGUCCAAUUGUCUCUGGCAUUGUUUAAACCAAUGUAUGACAGAGCUGAUGGCUUUCUUAGUCCAGAACAUGUGAUAGAUGUGAAACUUCUCAGACGGAUAUGAACCAGUCCAAUUUGUUCAAAACAACUGGAUCUUAGAUGACCAUUUUGUCCUGUGAGGUCUUGUGCAUGACUUUUGGAGCCUCUGCUAUCCCAUGUUGGCUUUAGUGGCAGACCUCUUAUCCUAUUUUAUAGCAACAAGGCCAAUUAGGAAAUUAAAAAACAGCACCUGCGGGCCAUAGUGAUCAACUUGAACACUGUUUAUGCUAAGGGGUCAGUUAGCUGUUAAGAAUAGACGCACACAAAAUGCAUUUUUCAUGAUGGUUAUGUUCCUAAAAAUCAAUCCAGAACAGGGACUACAGUUCAUUCAUGUCUGUAUUCAUCCUCAUUAUACCAAUAUGCAGUAUUAAAUGUGCAAUGUAUGUUCAAGUAGAGUGUGUAAGUACUGCUGAAACUCCACAUGAACCGUACGUGUGAAUGUAUUUUCUAGCUGAAAGACGAUCCUUCAUUUGGACAUAACCUGCUGGGUUUGGAAGCAUGGGUGCUUUAGAAGGCAUAAUGUCUUUUGAUGUCAAGCACUGGGAGGCCACAGAAAUAGUGCCACAUUGCUCACUGUCAGGCCCUAAAAGUAUUAUUUUUCAAGUUCUGCUAACAGUGUUAUUUUUUACUGGAUACUAUGUGCACAGACAGGAUGGUUGCUUUUCUAUGGCCAUGACUGUUAUGGUCCAGAUGGUUUGGAAAUGCAUAUGUGGUAUUUUUUAAGGCCAUGUCAAAUCCAGGAGCAAAACACUGAGAUAACAAUACACCGGGUUAUUCUUUGUUUAUUUUUCUCUCCCUGAAACAUUGAAAGAAAGAAAAAUGAGUAUGUAUUGUAAUUACAACAAUUUUUUUUUUUUUUUUAAUUAUUUAACAUUUUCUUUACAAAAUGUAUAUACACACAAGUAUACUGCAAUGUAUGUAUAUGUUGUGUACAGUCAGUGCACAUCCUACAUGCGCUGGCCGCACUGUGGGAUCCCUGAGAAACAGAAAAAACAAACAAACAAAAAAAACUAUACAGUUUGUGUUGUCAAGAAAUAGGCGGAAUGAAUAAAAGUAUUUAAAAGAGA